Molecule: messenger RNA, 2991 nt
Organism: Myotis davidii
Lineage: Eukaryota; Metazoa; Chordata; Mammalia; Chiroptera; Vespertilionidae
Gene: PLXDC1
Product: plexin domain containing 1
Exons: 15
Coding region: 1-1626 (541 amino acids)
Source: RefSeq, a predicted model, not a curated record
AUGGGCCUGUCCCAAGCCCCUCGGAAAGUCGGAAAGUCGGUCCUCAUAUGCGCUGGCGGGCAGGUGGGAGCCCGGCGGAAGAGCAUUAAAGGUGGAGGCCGAAGUAGCUGCCGGACCGAGUGGUGGUUCUGGGCCUGGAAUGGCGAGCUUGGUUACCUCCAGUCUCGUGUGCUCAAUUAUGCAGUGAUUGAGCACCUAGUGUUUGCUAGGCACCGAGGAUACACAUUUGCAGAAGGUCUGGAUGCAGGCCAAGCCCCUGGAUGGGCCGCCGAGGGGGCCUUGCGGGGCUGGAACCGGAGAGCCCGGGAGAGCCCCGGGCAGGUGUCGGAGCCGGACAGGACCCAGCUGAGCCAGGACCUGGGUGGGGGCACCCUGGCCAUUGACACGCUGCCGGAUAACAGGACCAGGGUGGUGGAGGACAACCACAGCUACUAUGUGUCUCGUCUGUACGGCCCCAGCGAGCCUCGCAGCCGGGAGCUGUGGGUGGACGUGGCCAAGGCCAACCGGAGCCACGUGAAGGUCCACAGAAUCCUCUCCAACACCCACCGGCAGGCUUCGAGAGUGGUCUUGUCCUUUGAUUUCCCCUUCUACGGGCAUCCUCUGCGGCAGAUCACCAUAGCAACCGGAGGCUUCAUCUUCACUGGUGACGUGACCCAUCGGAUGCUCACGGCGACUCAGUACGUGGCCCCGCUGAUGGCCAACUUCAACCCCGGCUACUCCGACAACUCCACAGUUGCUUACUUUGACAAUGGGACAGUCUUUGUUGUUCAGUGGGACCAUGUCUACCUCCAAGGCCGGGAGGACAGGGGCAGCUUCACCUUCCAGGCGGCUCUGCACCGUGACGGCCGCAUUGUGUUUGGCUACAAAGAGAUCCCCAUGUCUGUCCUGGAAAUCAGCUCCUCCCAGCACCCUGUCAAAGCUGGCCUAUCAGACGCUUUCAUGACGCUCAAUACGUCCCCGGACGUUCCAGAAUCCCGGCGAAGGGCCAUCUUUGAAUACCACCGUGUGGAGCUGGACCCCAGCAAGGUCACCAGCACGUCGGCCGUGGAGUUCACCCCAUUGCCAACCUGCCUGGAGCAUCGGAGCUGCGACGCCUGCAUGUCCUCGGACCUGACCUUCAACUGCAGCUGGUGCCACGUCCUCCAGAGAUGCUCCAGUGGCUUUGACCGCUACCGCCAGGAGUGGCUGGCCUACGGCUGUGCCCAGGAGGCAGAGGGCAGGACGUGCGAGGACUUCCAGGACGAGGGCCACUACUCGUCUUCCCCUGGCGGCUCCUUCAGCCCUUUGGACGGAGACCACAGCACCACCACCUCCUCCCUCUCCUUGGACAGCCUCACCACGGAAGGCCUGCAGGACAACCUGUCCCCCAAGACCAAGGGCCCCCCGGUGCACCUGGGCACCAUCGUGGGCAUCGUGCUGGCGGUCCUCGUCGUGGCGGCCAUCAUCCUGGCGGGGGUUUACAUCAGCGGCCACCCCACUUCCAACGCUGCGCUCUUCUUCAUCGAGAGGAGACCUCACCACUGGCCGGCCAUGAGAUUCCGCAACCACCCCAACCACUCCACCUACACGGAGGUGGAGCCCUCCGGCCACGAGAAGGAGGGCUUCGUGGAGGCGGAGCAGUGCUGAGGCCACGUGGCGCCUUGGAAGUGGAGAAAGGAACGGAGAAGUGAUUUCGUUGGCCUCCUCCGAACACACGCCGGCUGGGACGCUGGGACAGUGGUGGUCUGUGGUGCCAGAGCUACAGUUUGGCCCUCGCACCCCACUCUGGAAGCAGGGGCAGGAAAGCAAUUGAGUUUUGAAGGAACAAUCACCCACUUUCGUCCUCUCUCGAUGCCACGGGUCUCCCCUUCUGGGGCUGUCAGAGGUCUACUCUGUAGCUGCCCCAGAGACCCCGUCCCACCCGGAGAGGACCAGACGCCCGGCUCCCGGCCACCUCGCGCCCCUGCAUAGGACACGAGAGAACUGGGCUCUUGACUGGGGCCGCCAUAUCCCAGGGUCCAUAGACUCAAGAGCUGGUCCUCAUGGCUAUGGAUCCGGCGCAUCCCGCCCCUGCCCCUGUGGCUGUGGGGUCUGGAGAAGGCGUUCUCUCCGUCCGUGAACACAUGUUCAUCAGCUCUGCGCCCCUCGCCAAGCCGCAUGGAGGAGAGCCGAAGGAGAGGGGAGAAGAGAACUUCCGGGGAAAACUGCAUCUUUGUCGACGCGCCCUUUCUGCUGGGAACCGGUACGUCCGUGUGGGACGUGUGUGCAGCCCGUUAGCCCAGCUGGGGCCCCGCCUCGGCCGGGCGGGCCCUGGGGGCUCUUUAUUCCAGCGGCACGGGGCGUGUCCAUUGUGUUCACUGGCCUUGUCCUCUGUCAGUGCACAGCUUUCCUGAUUGCUCUUGUUCCUCCUCCAAGCUGGGUGUGGGUGGCCAUUAAAGGGUGGUUUUAUGGAGACAUACCCAGCAGAGAACUUCCGCUGGAGUCUGUUGAGCAGCAAAGCCACCGGAACGGUAGGGACACGGGACACAGGACACUCCCAGGGGAAGGAGGGACUUUCUACGGAAAAUCGUGACCUGGAGAGAUGCCUCCACCGCCUCAGCUCUGCUGAACGUUUUGGGGGUCAGAGAGUUUGAGCUCCCAAACGUAAGCUGGUUCUAAGGGAAUUCUGUUCCGGAGAUGAGUUGAGGCUGUUUCUGAAGAGCAUUUGAAACGGAAAUCUAUCGCCCUGGCCCACAGGGCUCGGUGGGUUGAGUGCCAUCCUGUGCAUCCGAAGGCCGCUAGUUCAGUUCAUGCCCAGGUUGCAGGUCCAAUCCCUGGCGGGGGAGUGUGCGGGAAGCAAUCGAUCAACGUUUCUCUCACAUUGAUAUUUCUCUCUCUCUCCCUCUCCCUCUCUCUCUAAAAAUCAAUAGAAAAAUAUGUUUAAAAAACACACACACAAAUAAAAUGGAAAUCUAUAGCUCACUCUCAUCCAAAGUAAGCAAUAUUGGCAGUAAAUAAAUGGUAAAUCAGUCU